AUGGAGAAGGAGGUGAAAGAAACAAAAUUUUACGAUAUUCUUGGUGUCAAGCCAUCAGCAUCGGAAAGUGAAUUAAAAAAAGCUUACAGAAAGUUAGCACUGAAGUAUCACCCGGACAAAAACCCCAAUGAGGGCGAAAAAUUUAAGGCGAUUUCUCAAGCCUACGAAGUACUCUCAGAUCCUAAAAAAAGAGAAAUAUAUGACCAAGGCGGAGAGGAAGCACUUAGUGGAGCUGGUGGCGGUGGAGGUUUCCACAACCCAAUGGACAUUUUCGACAUGUUUUUUGGAGGUACAUUUCGAUCUGGGAAGAAAGUUCGAGACAUGAUUCAUCAACUCCCCGUUACGCUUGAACAACUGUAUCGAGGAGCAACUAAGAAGUUAAAAGUCACUCGCAACAUAGUAUGUCCAAGCUGUGAAGGUGUUGGAGGCAAGAAGGGGUCUGUACUGUCAUGUCCGAUGUGCGACGGUCAUGGAGUGCGCGUACAGGUGACUCAAAUUCUUCCAGGAAUGGUCCAACAAACUCAGAGUACUUGCCGGAAUUGUAAUGGCAAGGGCGAAGUUAUACCAGAAAAAGACCGGUGCAAAGACUGUAAUGGGCAGAAGAAAAAGAGAGACGAAACUCUUUUAGAAGUUCAUAUUGACAAAGGAAUGAAAGAUGGUCAAAAAAUUACCUUUUCUGGAAUGGGUGAUCAGGAGGUUGGAAUUCCUGCCGGUAACAUUGUAAUUAUUCUUGACGAGCAGCAGCAUCCAACAUUUGUUCGUAAAGAUAAUAAUUUAGUUACGCAAGUUGAGUUGAAGCUUGCUGAAGCUCUUUGUGGAUGCACAAAAUAUAUAAAAACACUUGAUGAUCGUUAUCUUGUUUUCGUUAUUCUUCCAGGAGAAGUGAUUAAACAUAAAGAAAUGAGAGUAAUUCCGUCAGAAGGGAUGCCUUUGUACAAGAGCCCUUUCGAUAGAGGCGAUCUACUUAUUCAGUUUUCUGUUCAAUUUCCUAAACAUAUUUCAAAAAAGCAUUUCGAUCGUCUUAAUCAUUUGAUACCUGGACGUUCGAAGCCGCACAUUCCUGACGAUGCUGAGUAUCACAAACUGGAAGUAGUACAUGAACGGAUCGGCCGACGGCCUUCUGAUGAUGAUGAUGGGUCUAGUCAUCCAGUACGGUGUCAAACACAAUAG
Messenger RNA from Enterobius vermicularis (human pinworm), 1170 nucleotides. The record is from the annotation of a GenBank genome assembly. Lineage: Eukaryota; Metazoa; Nematoda; Chromadorea; Rhabditida; Oxyuridae.